AUGGGUCUCUGCAAAUACGUCUUCUCCAAGACGACCAACUCUGACGUCGCGUGUUCCUUCUCCAUUGAGGUGAAGAACGAAUAUCGAGGCAACACAAUUGUGUCUUUCGGUAGGAUGAUGGACCUGAAGAUGGGAGGUUUCGUUGUCAGACUUCACAAGGACGGAUGGACUAGGGUCAGUGGCCUCACACAAAGAAUGCCCUUUAACCUCAAACUCAAAGGCGGACAUACUCUCAGUGCCACAAAAUCUGGAGCCAACGACUUUAAGAUAUCAGUGCCAACCUGUUCCUUCGCUUUGUCAUUCGGUGGUCAAUAUGGAGGUAUUGUGACAUCUCUUGGCCACUGGCAGUAUGGAGGUGCUGGAAAGCUUACUGGAAUGUGUGGUGACUGCGAUGGAAUGGCAGAUGCCUUGACUAGCUUCAAUAAUUAUCAGGUUCCCGAUGACUCGUGCCAUUACUGUAAGAAGAGCGAGGAUCCAGUCAUCAAAUGUUCGGAUAAGAACAAUGCCCUCAUUGCAUCAGACACGUACUGCGGUUACAUCAAGUCAACCACUGGACCAUUCGCAGAGUGCAUCAAGAGCGGAAAGGUAGAUUGGAAGUCAGCCUAUGCUGCUUGCCAGAUAGAUGCUUGCGCUUUUGUGGACAAACCCGAGUCCAUUAAAGAAGUGAUAUGCGCUGAUGUGGGAGAAUUCGCCAGCGAAUGUCAGCUGAAUGGUUACCAACCUUCGAAGGUUUGGAGAACAACCACAUUCUGUCCAAUGAAGUGCCCUGCUAACAGCGUAUAUGAGUCCAAGAUGCGUCCAUGCCAACCGACGUGUAUCAAGCCCGAACCAAUCUUCUGUGAGGAUGAGUUGAUGGAAGGCUGCAAGUGUAAUAAAGGCUUCAUCCGAGAUGGUGAUUCGUGUGUCCCCGAGCAGUCAUGUGGCUGUUGGGAUGCAGACAAAAACUAUUACACGAUUGGUGAUGAGCGCAUAAGCUCCGACUGCACGACACUUUACAAGGUCCAGUGA
Molecule: messenger RNA, 1008 nt
Organism: Lineus longissimus
Lineage: Eukaryota; Metazoa; Nemertea; Pilidiophora; Heteronemertea; Lineidae
Product: zonadhesin-like
Exons: 6
Coding region: 1-1008 (335 amino acids)
Cellular component (GO): extracellular matrix
Source: RefSeq, a predicted model, not a curated record